Molecule: messenger RNA, 1308 nt
Organism: Oryzias latipes (Japanese medaka)
Lineage: Eukaryota; Metazoa; Chordata; Actinopteri; Beloniformes; Adrianichthyidae
Product: alcohol dehydrogenase 5 (class III), chi polypeptide
Biological process (GO): formaldehyde catabolic process
Cellular component (GO): cytosol
Molecular function (GO): alcohol dehydrogenase (NAD+) activity; S-(hydroxymethyl)glutathione dehydrogenase [NAD(P)+] activity; zinc ion binding
Source: RefSeq, marked provisional
UUGCAGCAGACAUGGCCACAGCUGGUAAGGUCAUCAAGUGCAAGGCAGCCGUAGCCUGGGAGCCCAACAAGCCCCUGGUGAUCGAGGACAUUGAAGUGGCUCCACCUCAAGCCAACGAGGUUCGCAUCAAGAUUGUGGCUACCGGGGUGUGCCACACAGACCUCUACCAUCUGUUUGAAGGGAUGCACAAAGAUGGCUUCCCAGCGGUCCUUGGCCAUGAGGGAGCUGGAAUAGUGGAAAGUGUUGGUCCCGGAGUUUCCGAAUUUCAACCAGGAGACAGGGUUAUCCCCCUGUUUAUCUCUCAGUGUCGGGAAUGUCGCUUCUGCAAGAGUCCUAAAACCAACCAGUGUGAAAAAGGAUGGGCUGCUGAUCACUAUGAUGUCAUGGCGUUGGCUGACUCCAGGUUUACCUGUAAGGGGAAGAAGGUGUUGCAGUUUAUGGGAACCAGCACCUUCUCUGAGUACACCGUGAUGAACCAGAUUGCUGUGGCCAAGAUUGACCCGGCUGCUCCUCUGGAUAAAGUCUGCCUCCUUGGCUGUGGUGUCUGCACUGGAUUUGGAGCUGCGGUUAACACUGCCAAGGUUGAGCCGGGCUCCACGUGUGCAGUCUUUGGUCUGGGAGCUGUGGGCUUGGCAGCCGUCAUGGGCUGCAAGUUUGCUGGAGCAAAAAGGAUCUUCGCCGUUGACACCAAUCCAGAGAAAGCGGAGAAGGCCAGAGUGUUCGGCGCCACUGAUUUUGUCAACCCCAAGGAUUACAAUAAACCAAUCAGCAAAGUCCUAGCUGAGAUGACCAACGGGGGCGUUGACUACUCUCUGGAAUGUGUUGGUAAUGUGGACGUCAUGCGCAGUGCCUUAGAGUCUUGUAUGAAAGGAUGGGGUGUCAGCGUGGUCGUUGGCUGGACAGACAAACACGACUUUUCUGCUCGACCCAUUCAGCUCAUUGCUGGACGGACCUGGAAGGGAACACUCUUUGGAGGGUUUAAGAGCAAGGAUGGCGUCCCACAGAUGGUCAAAGCUUACAUGGAGAGGAAGGUGAAGCUGGAUGAGUUCAUCACUCACAACAUGACUUUGACUCAAGUCAAUGAAGCCAUUGAGCUGAUGAAGCGUGGAGGAUGCAUCCGGACAGUCCUGAGUGUUUCCCGACAAUAAGCCCACAGUGUUGCUUCAUCUCAUACCAACAAGAUCUCUUCAGUCGUAACGGAAACCCUCUGUGCUAUCAGAAGCUUAAAGGAAAGCAUAUGUAAACCAUUGAUUGAGAGGUCUCAUGGGCUUAAGUCUUUAUGAAACGAAAUAAACAUUCAAACUGGCA